GGCAUUCGCUGACCAAAAUGAUUCAUUCUUCCAGUAUGUUUACCGCUUAGUUUACUUCAGGGAAAGCUCUGGAUCUGCAAAGGGGGCAAAAAUGCCCACGUGGUCAAAACAGGUUCCAGGAUUUAAAAGGCCAAAAUCAGGCAUUUCCCCUUAGACAAUGUCAUUUCAAAAGCCAGAUAAAAGAAGCCUAAGGCAUCUGGGAAAACCUCAUAUACUGUACUUCUGAAAUCCUAACUCCACUCCAUUCCUGCAUCCGGAGGUUACACCCGGAAUAACAAUAGCUUCUCGCUUGACAGAAAAUUAACCGAUCAAGCAAACUUCCCGAGGAAGAUAUAUCCCUGCCGAUACUGGACGACACGAGAGUUCGGCAAGGAGCUCUGCUUAUUUUCCAGGGGCUAAGCCACCAUGGAAGACCUCGAAGCGUUGAUAUUUGAAGACGUGGAGAACUACUCCUACACUUUAGAGUACUACGGGGAGGUGGACCAAGAAGAGACGGCCCAUCUGACGGCAGUUCACUCGGUGUCCCUCGUGCUGUACUGCGUGGCGUUCAUCCUGGGGGUCCCGGGGAAUGCCGUGGUCAUCUGGUUCACGGGGUUCAAGUGGGACAAGACCGUCACCACCCUCUGGUUCCUCAACCUGGCCGUUGCGGAUUUCGUCUUCGUCCUCUUCCUGCCUCUCUACAUCACUUACGUAGCCAUGAACUUCCACUGGCCCUUCGGGGUCUGGCUGUGCAAGGCCAACUCCUUCAUCGGCCUGUUGAACAUGUUCGCCAGCGUCUUCUUCCUGACGGCCAUCAGCCUGGACCGCUACGUCCACUUGGUCCACCCCAUCUUCUCCCACCGGCGCCGGACCCUGAAGAACACCCUCCUGGUCAUCGGAGCCGUCUGGCUCGCGGCCGCCCUGAUCGCCGGACCCGCCUUGUACUUCCGGGACACCCUCGAGUACAACAAUCACACCAUCUGCUACAACAAUUUCCACCAGAGCGACCCCGGCAUCGUGUUGAUGAGGCACCACGCCUUGAUCUGGCUGAGGUUCGCUUUUGGGUACCUCUUCCCCUUGCUGACCAUGAGCAUCUGCUACUCCUGCCUGGUCCUCCAGGUGAAGCGGCGAAGCAUCCUGACGUCCAGCAGGCAUUUCUGGACCAUCCUGGCCGUGGUGGCGGCCUUUCUGGUGUGUUGGACGCCCUACCACAUAUUUAGCAUCUUGGAGCUGUCGAUCCACCACAACGGCCACUUCCACGACGUGCUGCAGGCCGGGAUCCCGCUCUCCACGGGCUUCGCGUUCCUCAACAGCUGCUUGAACCCCAUUCUGUACGUGCUGAUUAGCAAGAAGUUCCAAGUGCGUUUCCGGGCUUCGGUGGCCGAGAUCCUGAAGCACACCCUGUGGGAGGUCAGCUGGUCCGGGACCGUGAGCGAACAGUUUAGGAACUCGGAGAACAAAAACUUAUGCCUUCUGGAGACCACACAGUGAGUCGCCCGUCUUCUCCUCUACAGCGGCAUGACUGCAAGCCCGAUUUUCUGGGGUUCCCUCACCGGGAAUACCUCCGGGCCAAUUCCGGCCGCCUGAGGGGAACGAUCGAGUCGUCUGAUCGGUUCAAGUGGGCAGACCGCUCCAGUGCCAACACGAGACUUGGGAAGGGCGCUGAUUGGCCAAAACGGCGUUCUCAUUCAUUCUUAAUAGUUAAGACAACUGGAAUCGCUGUCCUCGAAGCACGUGCUUGCUGUGUCUUCAAACGUCGACCCUAUUGUCUCUUCAAACGUCAGUCUGAAACGCCUUAAAACGCCCCAUCCUAUUGUUAAAGAUCAGACCGAUUCGUUCCAAAGGAUGGGACUUUCUGGUUCUGGAAUUCAUUUUGGUCUUUACGUAUUACUGCACAGGCACCAACCCCAGGCAUACGCUCAGUAUACUGCAGACACAUUUAAUCUUCUGUAUAGUCUUAGUGCCUACAGUAUGUAUUCUGCUGCAAGUUGUUUGAUGUAGCAUACUGCAAAUAAACGUUUUUAAAACUGG
This is a messenger RNA of Ornithorhynchus anatinus (platypus), 2010 nucleotides long. RefSeq names its product G protein-coupled receptor 1 (gene CMKLR2). The coding region runs from base 406 to 1470 and encodes 354 amino acids. The transcript is spliced from 3 exons. Gene Ontology annotation, cellular component: plasma membrane. Lineage: Eukaryota; Metazoa; Chordata; Mammalia; Monotremata; Ornithorhynchidae. Gene Ontology annotation, biological process: positive regulation of cytosolic calcium ion concentration; inflammatory response; complement receptor mediated signaling pathway. The record is from RefSeq and is a predicted model, not a curated record. Gene Ontology annotation, molecular function: complement receptor activity; G protein-coupled receptor activity.